Messenger RNA from Nelumbo nucifera (sacred lotus), 903 nucleotides. Its product is annotated as homeobox-leucine zipper protein ATHB-40-like. The record is from RefSeq and is a predicted model, not a curated record. Gene Ontology annotation, molecular function: sequence-specific DNA binding; DNA-binding transcription factor activity, RNA polymerase II-specific. NCBI's taxonomy places the organism in Eukaryota, Viridiplantae, Streptophyta, Magnoliopsida, Proteales, Nelumbonaceae. Gene Ontology annotation, cellular component: nucleus. Gene Ontology annotation, biological process: positive regulation of DNA-templated transcription.
CCCGCUGAGAAAGGGGAAGGAAGAUUAGCCAUUGAAGGACUUAAUAGAGCUUGGCGGGUAAGCAAGAGAAGCGAAGAUCAAACAACUUAACCAGACGAGAAGGGGAGAGAAGUGGGAAGAGGAUGAGAACCAACUUGAUGAAUCAUCAAGUAGAGGAUCAAAUGUUACUCAUUUCUCAACUGUAUCCUAGCUUAUGCACUCCUCAGCUGGUUCCGGGAGAAGGAGAGACGAAACCUCGUCGAAGGCGAAAGAAGAACAAAGGAGAAAUCACCGAUGUUGGAACUAGGAAGAGGAAGCUGAGCGCCAAACAAGUCGACCUCCUGGAGCUGAAUUUCGGUAGUGAACAUAAGUUGGUGUCUGAGAGAAAAGAUCGGCUUGCUUCGGAGCUUGGGUUAGAUCCUAGGCAGGUCGCGGUGUGGUUUCAAAACAGGAGAGCCAGAUGGAAGAACAAGAAGCUAGAGGAAGAGUACUCCAAGUUGAAGACAGCACACGAAAGCGUAGUCGUAGAGAAAUGCCGACUGGAAACCGAGGUGCUAAAGCUCAAAGAUCAGCUCUCCGAGGCAGAGAAGGGGAUAAAAAGGCUCUUAGAGCGCUCUGAUGGAGUGUCAAGCGGUAGCCCGAGUUCCUCUUUUUCUAUAGACACUGACCAACCAUUUUUAGGAGAAUUCGGAGACCAAGGAUUUGAAAAUCUCUUCUAUAUGCCAGAAAAUUAUGUCCAAGGCAUGGAGUGGGUUAACCUGUAUUUGUAGUUAUAUGAUUUAUUUGUGUAAAUAUGUGUAAUAACCCUCCAUCUCCAAUGUAAAUUAUCUGGGUAGGUCUUAUCUAAUUAUCUCUUCUGUAUUGGUGGUUGUACUGGACCAGAUGAAAUUCUUGACAAAGAUAGAUAUUUUGUCUUUUUCUCUA